ACUGGCACCCCACACCUGUCCUAGAAGGUUCUUUCUGCCUGUUUUCUCCCUCCCCGCCCAGCCGCGGGGCUCAGCCACUGCACUUCACCGGAUGCCGUCUGGUUGGUCCUCAGGACUGAUACAGACCAGGACCCCAGGGCCAGCCCGUGCCAGGCUCCUAUGCUUCCAGGAGAGCGGGUGGGUGGUCCUGCUGCCUGACCGGCCAUCCUCCUGGGGUCGGUCUCUGGCGGACCCUCCCUCCUCCUCUCAAGCCCUGCACAGCCCGGCCAGGCAGGUGCAUCCCGUUUGGCUGUUGAAGAGCCGGGGGUUCAGGGAGAUUAAGGAACGUGCCCAAGGACCCGGGGCCAGCCCGUGGGGACGCUGGGAUUGGAGCCCAGGUCCCAGGUUCGCCGCGCGGCUCCCGACUUCCUCUCCUUUCCCCCAGGGGCGAGCUCGGCGACCGCAGAGAGGUGGGGUCCAUCGCCCUGCGACCCCAGGGGGCCCGCGAGGCCAGUGCGCGGGCAGGAGCGGGGACGUGCUCAGAAGAGCCGCGCGCCGCCGCGCCCGCCCGCCCCCCCGGCUCCAGCGCCCCCCAGUCCCCCGGCUCCCGGCUCCGCGCGCCCCCCGCUGCCCCCGGGGCCCCGACCCGUCCCCACCCGCCAGCCGCCCCCAUGGCCCUGCUGGGCGCGCUGCUCCUGGCGGCCGCCCUGGGUGCGCUGCUCAGCUUCGCGCUCCUGGCCGCCGCGGUCGCCAGCGACUACUGGUACAUCCUGGAGGUGGCGGACGUCGGCAAUGGCAGCGCCUGGCCCGGGCGCGCAGAGCUGCUCUCCUCGCACUCGGGGCUCUGGCGCAUCUGCGAAGGGCAGAACGGCUGCAUCCCGCUGGUCGACCCUUUCGCCAGUGAAAGCCUGGACGUCUCCACUUCGGUGCAGCACCUCAUCUUGCUGCACCGCGCAGUCAUGGUGGUCCUGCCUCUGAGCCUGGUCCUUCUCGUGUGCGGCUGGAUCUGCGGCCUGCUCAGCUCCCUGGCCCAGAGCGUGCCUCUGCUGCUCUUCACGGGCUGCUACUUCCUGCUGGGGGGUGUCCUGACACUGGCGGGGGUCAGCAUCUACAUCAGCUACUCACACCUGGCCUUCGCGGAGACGGCACGGCAGUAUGGCCCGCAGCACGUGCAGGGCGUCCGCGUCAGCUUCGGCUGGUCCAUGGCCCUGGCCUGGGGCUCCUGUGCCUUGGAGGCAUUCAGCGGGGCCCUCCUGCUCUCAGCUGCCUGGACCCUCAGCCUGAGCCCCCCACUCUGUGGUCAUCUGAGUCCCCAGCAGGUGGGAGGGAGAGGGGGAGUCUGAGGCCCAGAGUGGCAGAGGGACCCACCCAGAUCACCUGGCGCCAGAGAGAUGCCGUCUCAGGCCGAGGCCUCCCUGGCCUCUGUUCUGUCCACUCUCCCUGGAGGGCAGGCUUGGUGGAGAAGAGGCUGAGGAGAGGGCCCGAGAGCCCCCUCCGCUGUGCAGGUGUAGGGGGCAAGGAGCUGAGUGACCCAGAUAUGCCCCUCCAUCCCCUCCCUUGUUUUCAAGCCUGCUAGGUACUUUCCACUGAGCGCUUCCAGGCAGAGCAGGCACCCAGAUCUCUGUCCUUGUCCUGGCACAGGCUGCUGCUGCUUCUGGCCCCCGACCCUUCCUCUCUGCAGCAACCUGGGGGAGGGAUGCCAUUGUGAGUGCCCUGGUGGGCACACUGAGCUGGCAGAGAUGGAAGUCCCAGAAGGGUGGGGUGGGGGUGUCAUGCCAUGGUGGAGGAGUUUGGGGCCACUCCUUGCCUGCCUCAAAGGGGGCCUGGCUGAGAGGGCUUCUUGACCACAGGGGCCAGGGCUGCCUAGGGUGGCGCAGGGCUGGGCCUGGAGUUUGGGAUGCAGGCUUGUUAAACAGAGGGCAGAACCCCAGGUUGGGAGGGGCUCAGCUUGCAGGCCCAGGCCCACAGGCCCACUGCCGGUCCCAGGGAGAGACAGGUGAGAAGAGGGAUGCCCAGCACACACUUGAGUCCCCUUGGGCCACAAAGCCUGGGGCACGCCCACCGUUAUGCAGAUGGACAGUUGAGGCGGCUGCAGGAGAAGUGUUCCCAGGGCCUGUGCAAUACGUGGAAGCACUAAACGGCCUCGUUUGGGGUUUGGGGGCCCUUCCCGAGUCUUGAGAGGUGUGCCGGGGAAGGUGGCAGCCUCUUGUAGCUUGAUCUUCCUCCACCUUGCCCCACCCCUAGGUCUCUUUAUUGAUCCAAAGGUUAAGGAAGCUCCUGGGGGCUCCAGGGGGUGGCACAGUUUUGCUGGGGCCCAGUAAGGACAAAUCUGGGGGGUGAGCGGGGCCUCCUCUUCCUCCUGGUGUUUGAACGUUUACCAUCCCAUGUGGGACCAUUGUGCCCAUUUGUCCUUACAUAAAUCACUUGUGCUGUGUGCAGUAUAAGCCUUUUUUCUUACAACUUUUCAAAAUAGGUAACACAUGCCCGUCUGUCAUAAACAGUACAAAGGUGAGCAAACACUGUCA
Messenger RNA from Symphalangus syndactylus (siamang), 2504 nucleotides. It is a transcript of the gene TMEM235, whose product is annotated as transmembrane protein 235. The record is from RefSeq and is a predicted model, not a curated record. Gene Ontology annotation, cellular component: apical plasma membrane. Lineage: Eukaryota; Metazoa; Chordata; Mammalia; Primates; Hylobatidae.